Molecule: messenger RNA, 1693 nt
Organism: Solanum lycopersicum (tomato)
Lineage: Eukaryota; Viridiplantae; Streptophyta; Magnoliopsida; Solanales; Solanaceae
Product: WAT1-related protein At5g40240-like
Cellular component (GO): plasma membrane
Molecular function (GO): transmembrane transporter activity
Source: RefSeq, a predicted model, not a curated record
UUUUGUGUUUGACAUAAUCUAUUACAUACAAAAAUUUCUAAUUUGAUUGACCACAAGUUCUAAGAGUAGAUUUUGAAGAUUAUUUUUUAAAUAUAUGUUUGAUAUUUUCAAGUUGUCAUGAACUAACUCAUACUUUCAUUAGUACAAAUUAUUUAAAUACGAAAAAUAUUCAAGUUGACAACUCUACCCUACCCUGCUUUGGCCGCAGUAGUCAAAUUUCUCUUUCUUUUAGGUUUAAGCACGAUAGGCAAAUAAAAAGGGUCCAACUUGAUUAAUGAAACCAAAAAAAAAAAAAAACAUUAUCAAAUUUUGUACGGCAAUGAAAAAGUUGUUGUCUUUCUUCUGAAGAAAAAAAAGGAUUCUUGACUAGGUGUGGGACUGGGAGUGUAAAGAAAGAAAAAUGGUGAUGCAAUGUUGGUCAACUGAUUUCUUGCCCUUUUUGGCAAUGGUGAUGGUGGAAUGUUGUGAAAUGUUGAUGAUUACACUUGGUAAAGCAGCCAUGAAUGAUGGAUUGAACAAUCUUGUUUAUGUUGUUUACUAUAAUGCCCUUGGUACCCUUUUUCUUCUUCCUUGCUUAAUCUUCCAUAGACACAGAAGCAAUAUGGUUCCUAUUACUUUGCCUAUAUUGUGGAGAUUCUUCCUUCUUGGCCUGUUGGGAAUUUGUUUGGUGCAAGCUGUGGCCUUUACAGGUAUUAAGUACAGCACUCCUACACUGGCAGCUGCUUUAGGGAAUUUGAUGCCAGGUUUUACAUUUUUGCUUGCCAUCAUUUUCAGGAUGGAGAAGUUAGAUAUAACAAAGGCCAGCAGUCAAGCAAAAUCUGUGGGCACCGUAGUGGCAAUUAUGGGGGCAUCCAUCAUGACAUUAUACAAAGGACCAAGGGUACUAGGAUCAAAUUUACCUUCUGAUUCAUCCCAUCACGAGUUAGUACUUUCACAAGAAUCAAACUGGAUAUUGGGAGGUCUUCUGAUUACUACCACCUGCAUCAUGUCUUCUGGAUGGAACAUUCUUCAGACAGAUACCGUGAAGAAAUACCCCGAACACAUGACAAUAGUGUUUUUUACUUGCUUCUUUGGGAGUAUUCAAUGUGCAAUUUUAACUCUGGCAUUAGAAAGCAAUCCAAAGACAUGGAUGGUGAAGCCUGGGAUUGGGAUGAUAGCCAUUGUUUUCUCCGCGGUUUCCGGAAGUGUCUUCCGUUACAACGUUUUGACAUGGUGCUUAGACAAGAAAGGUCCUCUUUAUGUGGCCAUGUUCAAGCCCUUGGGAAUGGUCAUAUCAGCAAUCCUGGGGAUCAUAUUCCUUGCAGAUCCACUCCAUUUAGGAAGUGUUAUUGGAGCAGUAAUUAUAACUGCUGGAUUUUAUUCUGUUCUGUGGGGGAAGGCUAAGGAGAUCAAGUCCAUGGUUGAAGUUGAGGACAUUGUUUGUGUAAUUGACUCAACAGAUCAAACAAGCCCUCUAUUGCACAAGUAACUUGUGGCAAGAAAAACAUAAGACUAAGUAAUGUAGUAAAGUUGGUUAAGCUUCUUCUGUUAGUAACUUCGCAUUUUAUGCCAUCAAGAAGUUGGUAAAUUCUACUCCCUCUGUUUCCAUUUAGUUGUUAACGAUAAAACACAACCCUUAAAAAUAAUAGUUUAGAGUGUAACUAGACCAUUAUAUGUCUUGUUAAUUUUCAAUCUCGCUCUAUUUAUGUGCGAA